This is a messenger RNA of Echinops telfairi (small Madagascar hedgehog), 497 nucleotides long. Its product is annotated as platelet factor 4. Gene Ontology annotation, cellular component: extracellular region. Gene Ontology annotation, molecular function: chemokine activity; CXCR chemokine receptor binding. The record is from RefSeq and is a predicted model, not a curated record. NCBI's taxonomy places the organism in Eukaryota, Metazoa, Chordata, Mammalia, Afrosoricida, Tenrecidae. The transcript is spliced from 3 exons. The coding region runs from base 31 to 366 and encodes 111 amino acids. Gene Ontology annotation, biological process: chemokine-mediated signaling pathway; inflammatory response; neutrophil chemotaxis.
GCACUCCGAUCCCGCUGAAAGCACCGCAGCAUGGGCUACUCAAGGAUCUCUGGCACGUGGCACGCUCAGCCCGGCCCAGGGCUGCUCCUGCUAGGACUCCUGCUGCUGCCAGCUCUGGUGGCCUUUGCCAGCACCAGCACCGGAGCUGAACCUGUAGGAGAAGACUUGGACGUGCGGUGUAUGUGUGCGAAGACCCACAUUGUCGUCCAUCCCAAGUACAUCAACAGCCUGGAAGUGAUCCGCGCAGGACCCCAUUGCCCCGUGGCGCAAAUGAUAGCCACGCUGAAGAGCGGGGUGAAGAUUUGCCUGGACCACCAUGCUGCCAAGUACAAGAAAAUAAUCAAGAAACUUUUGUCGGAGAAAUAGCUGCCAACUUAGCUGUUGAGAUUUGUGUUUGCUACAGAGCCCUCCCCCCCUUCACUCGCAAUCUGUGUCACAAUCUUUUGAUGUUCAUAUUACCCUUCAAAUGCUGAAUAAAUAAAAUAGCUCAAAUUGUG